AUGUUGCUGCCGUUGCUUCUCCUGGCUCUAUGUCUCCUCCCUGGAAUUGUGUCGGCCCAGAAGCCAACUGUUUAUAUCAUUCGACAUGGCGAGAAGCCCAAGAACAAGGAUGACCAUGGUCUCACCUUGGAUGGGAUCAAGCGGGCGCAAUGUCUGCGCAGUGUUUUCGGGAAGGAAUCGGGAUAUGAUAUUGGACAUAUUAUGGCACCUCAUGUCAGAGAUGAUGGCGCGCACCGCCGUGCAUUUCUGACAGUUCUUCCCCUCGCCACUGAUCUCGGGCUUACGGUUGAUACACACUGCAAGCGCAAGCAGGUGGAAUGUGUUGCUAAGACAAUCAGGUCCUAUGAUGGACCUGGCAAUAUUCUGAUUGCCUGGCGACACACGAAUAUGGGUGGGAUUGAGGAGGCGCUUGGGGCUUAUAAGCCUGUAGAGUAUCCAGAUGAUCGAUGCGUCGGAGUUGAUAGUGGUUAUCUCCGAAGCGUCUUGGAUCUCUUCUCUGCUUUGAGUCAUCUUGGAUAUGGGCUAGGAGUAGCCUAUAUCUUCGAUAUCAUUUGGACAGAUCCUUGGCCCUAUGGCAAUGUGACGCAGAUAAAGAGCGAAGGUUGUCCCGGAUUGGAUUCCGGUCGUCUGAUUGCAAUUUCAGUCUACGGGAUCAUGGAUGAUAUUGAGGAUCGGCUCCGCAGCCAUGCCCAGGCAUUUGACGGUUUACUGUCCUUAAUCCCCGCCAAAUAUUACUACGGUGAAGAGAACACAAGUGAUCAAUGGCAACGCAAGAAGCAGACCAAAGAACAAGCCCGUGAAGCGAAGCGAGCAAAGCUUGACCCUGAAGCCGCCAAGACUGCCAAAGACGUGAUGGACGAGAACGCACGCAAACGCAAGCGCGAGGAUGGCACCGUCCAGUCCGACUCCUCGGAUGGAGAGAUGGGCACCGAGAACCCUAAGGAGGGACUGAACCGCGGAAACGCCAAGCCCAAGAAACAGAAGUCGGUCGAGAACGGCGAGAAGGACGCUGCUAAGGCAGCUGAGGCCGAGGCCCGCAAAAAGCAAAACGCAGAGAAGAAGGCAGCAAAGAAGGCCGAACAGAAGGAGAAGAAGAAGGCCAAGGAUGCUGCCCGCAAGGAGAAGGUUCAACAGAACAAGAAGCAGGCGACUACUACAACCGAGGAUUCGGAAAAAUCUGCACCAAAGCCUAAAGCAUCAAAGCCCAAGGGUGAUGCCCCCAAGAAAGCCGAAGCAUCCGACGAUGAGGACGACGAUGACAACGAAGAGGAAGAUGGCGUUGUUGAGGAAGGUUUCUCUCUCGAAUUCAACGAUCAGCCCGAAAACUCCUCAGCCUCGUCCACCACUCACUCUCCCAAUGCCUCAAAUCCCCAAUCUGGCAGCUCUUCUAUCUCCUCCAUCGUUCCUCCCUCCGCCUCCACCGAAGCCAAAUCCUCAGAGCCCAAACCCCUCAAGCACACACCCGAAGAACUGAAGCAGCGCCUACAAAAGCGUCUUGACGAGCUUCGGGCCAAGCGUCAUGCAGAUGGACUCAACGGCAAGCCUGCCCGCAACCGCCAAGAGCUCAUCGAAGCCCGUCGGCAAAAAGCCGAGCAAAGAAAAGCCCACAAGAAGGAAUUGCGCCAGAAAGCCAGAGAUGAGGAACAGCUGAAGUCCGACGAAGCCAUGGCUCGCCGCUUCUCCCCCGGUGGCUCCGGAUCCCUUCUGGCCUCUCCCCGAUCCCCAGCCGAAUCCGUCGGCUCCUCCAGCAACAACUUCUCCUUCGGUCGUAUGAUCUUCACAGACGGCCAGGCCACAGACGCUACCGGCUCUGAUGUGCGUGACAAGCCCAAGACCCACGGUGCCCGCGACCCAGCUGCCCAGCUGAAGGCCGCCGAGGCCAAGAGCGCCCGUCUCGCAGAGUUGGACCCUACCAAGCGUGCCGACAUUGAGGAGAAGGACACCUGGCUGAACGCCAAGAAGCGUGCCAAUGGUGAGCGUGUCCGCGACGACACCUCUCUCUUGAAGAAGGCCCUCAAGCGCAAGGAGACCGCAAAGAAGAAGUCCGAGCGUGAGUGGAGGGACCGCAUCGACACCGUCGCCCGCUCCAAGGAACACCGCCAGACCAAGCGCGAUGAGAACCUUCGCAAGCGCCGAGACGAGAAGGGCAACAAGGGCAACAAGAAGAAGCCCAGCAGUGGUGGCAAGAAGAAGGCUGCUCGUCCUGGCUUUGAAGGCGGCAGCUUCAAGGCUAAGUCUGGCGGCGGCGGCGGCAAGAAGAAAUAA
Molecule: messenger RNA, 2265 nt
Organism: Penicillium nucicola
Lineage: Eukaryota; Fungi; Ascomycota; Eurotiomycetes; Eurotiales; Aspergillaceae
Product: putative 60S ribosome biogenesis protein Rrp14
Exons: 7
Coding region: 1-2265 (754 amino acids)
Biological process (GO): ribosomal large subunit biogenesis; ribosomal small subunit biogenesis
Cellular component (GO): nucleolus
Molecular function (GO): DNA binding; catalytic activity; RNA binding
Source: RefSeq, a predicted model, not a curated record